This is a messenger RNA of Dromaius novaehollandiae (emu), 1391 nucleotides long. RefSeq names its product NFIL3 like basic leucine zipper (gene NFILZ). Gene Ontology annotation, molecular function: DNA-binding transcription factor activity; DNA binding. Bases 175 to 1083 code for a protein of 302 amino acids. Lineage: Eukaryota; Metazoa; Chordata; Aves; Casuariiformes; Dromaiidae. The record is from RefSeq and is a predicted model, not a curated record. The transcript has 2 exons. Gene Ontology annotation, biological process: DNA-templated transcription; circadian rhythm; regulation of DNA-templated transcription. Gene Ontology annotation, cellular component: nucleus.
GAGCAAGAGAAGGACAAGGAGAAAACAAACUACUUUCCCCAGUGCGAAUGAUGAGUUUACACAGUGAAAGAGCCACCUGUUGAUCUUUGACUCAUUCAACAAAGAAGUCACGUCAAAAACUAACCUGAAAAAUUCCUGGUUCCCACUGGCAGAACACGGGGUGCAUUGGCGACCAUGGAAAACUUCAUGGCACCACUGAGCACCAUCAGUGAGCUUGGGCUUCAGCACAGCAAGGCGAAGUUUCUCCACAGCAAGGUGCGUGGGCCCUCCCGGCGCAAGCGGGAGUUCAUGCCAGAUGAGAAGAAGGACAACAUGUACUGGGAGAAGAGGCGCAAGAACAACGAGGCAGCCAAGCGCUCACGGGAGAAGAGGCGUCUCAAUGAUUUUGCCAUGGAGAGCCAGCUGACUGCUCUCAGUGAGGAGAAUGCCAUCCUCAGGACAGAGCUGCUGUCCCUGAAAUUGCGUUUUGGGCUCAUCAGCCCAGACACCAGCACCCAUCAGGGCUGCUCUGUCCAGGACUUGCUGGGAAUUUAUUUCAGAGGACACAAAGCUGUCCCCCUAUUUCCCGAGGCAGAGCCCUUUGCUAGGGAUUCCUGCUUCUUCAGGACAAACAGCUUUGUGCCAGAGGUGCUGGAGCCAGCUGACUUUUCAUGCAAAAGCUUUGACCCAUCCAGAAAUAUCCUCAGCCCUGACUCACAGCAGGCUCUCGUGGGCACCCAGUGUGACUUUAGCCUUCACCAGUCAAAGAGGCUUGAUUCAGCCUUCAGAUCCACAGUUUGCUCUCCUUUCCUCAAUUACCACUGCCCAGGCAAAUAUGCCUACCACUUCCCCUUGUCAGACAGCACCUGCUUUUUGUCCGCUUCCCCCAGCCUCACUGAGAUGAGCAAAGAAAGCACCAGAACUGUCUCAGAUGAAGAUGAUGAGCAACAAGUGCCCAAAAUUUCUCCCCUACCCCUAUACAGCCUUCCCUGCCCUUCAGAAGAUCGCCCAAAGGGCCGAAGCUAUUCUGCUCUGCCUCACAAACUCCGGAUUAAGACCAAAGCCCUCAGCAGCUGGGAGGAGGGCAGCUUGGACUCCCACUGACAUCGCAGAAGACUGGCCUGCUCUGGGAGGCCAACGCAAGACCUUAAAGACAUGAGGGGUUUGGAAGGAGGGAGGGGGAGAGAGGGAAAUGUCUUAUGCUUCAAAGCGGGAAGUAAUUUUCUCUGUUUUGCGUAAAUGAUAGGGGGUUUAUAGGACUGGGUUGCAUCACUACAGCACAGUUGCAUUUGACACCCUGUGUUGGCCAUGAUGCUGCACUUGCCAUAGGAGACCUGCCAGGUCCUGUGGUCACUAUGUGAGUAAGUCCCAGUUUCACCCUGCUCACACACCAAACUGAAGUGUGAAAGGAC